AAGAAACCUCCUUUUCCCUUCAACUUGCAGAAGAGGAAGAAGAAGAACUCAAGAAGCGAUAUACACAAGGACACUAAUAAUAUGUUGAUUAUGGAACGGCUGAAAUCUCCUCCUCCUCUCAUGAUCGUCUCGGACCUUGAUCAUACCAUGGUUGAUCAUCAAGAUCAUGAUAACCUCUCUCUUCUGAGGUUCAACUCACUGUGGGAAGACGCUUAUCGCCGUGACUCUCUCCUUGUCUUCUCAACAGCAAGAUCACCAAUUCUUUACAAAGAACUGAGAAAAGAGAAACCAUUGUUGACACCUGAUAUCAUCGUUACGUCCAUAGGAACCGAGAUAGCGUUUGGUAACUCCAUGGUUCCUGACCAUUCUUGGGUUGAGACCUUGAACACCGAUAAAUGGAACAGGGAGAUAGUGUUAGAAGAAACAAGCAAGUUCCCUGAGUUAACUCUUCAGCCUAAAACUGAGCAGAGGCUACACAAGGUCAGCUUUUACAUUGAUGAAGGUAAAGGUGAGGCAGUGACCAAGGAACUUUCACACUUGCUGGAGAAACGUGGCUUAGAUGUCAAGAUCAUUCACAGCUGGGGAAUGAAUCUGGAUGUUAUACCGCGAGGUGGAGGAAAAGGAGAAGCUCUCGAGUAUCUUCUCAAGAAGCUGAAGGCUGAAGGAAUGUCCCCUGUCAAUACUCUUGCUUGCGGCGACUCUGAACACGAUGCUGAGCUAUUCAGCAUUCCUGAUGUUCAUGGUGUCAUGGUGAGCAAUUCUCAAGAAGAGCUAUUGAAGUGGCAUACUGAAAAUGCUUUAAACAACUCAAAGCUCAUACAUUCAAGCGAGAGAUGUGCAGAUGGGAUUCUUCAAGCUAUUGAUUAUUUCAAGCUUGGUCCAACUCUUUCUCCAAGAGAUAGUUCUGAGUUCUUGAAUGGAAAGGCCGAUAUUGCCAAUCCUGGUCAAGAAGUUGUGAGAUUUUACUUGUUUUACGAGAGGUUGAGACGUGGUGAGAUCAAGAAGUAUGAAACAUACAUAGCCAGCUUUAAUGAGGCUUGUCACCAGGAUGCUGUCUUUUUCCAUCCAGCAGGUGGAGAGAAGUCUCUGAGGGACACCAUUGAUGAGCUGAAGAAGUAUAAUGGAAACAGAAGUGGGAAGAAGUUUUGGGUUUGGGUGGAUCAGGUUCGGGUGAUAGACAACAUUCCUGGGAAAUGCAUAGUGAAGUUUGAUAAGUGGGAGCAAUGCGAGGAUGAGCGUAAAUGCUGCACAACUACCGUUGAAUUCAGUUCAAAGGGAGGAGGAUGUUUGGUGUGGGAACAAGUGAAGCAGAUAUGGUCAGAAAAAUCGGAACUGAAUGAUGAAAACAGUUGCUGGAUUAUCUGA
Molecule: messenger RNA, 1365 nt
Organism: Brassica oleracea var. oleracea
Lineage: Eukaryota; Viridiplantae; Streptophyta; Magnoliopsida; Brassicales; Brassicaceae
Product: probable sucrose-phosphatase 3b
Exons: 8
Coding region: 82-1365 (427 amino acids)
Biological process (GO): sucrose biosynthetic process
Molecular function (GO): sucrose-phosphate phosphatase activity; magnesium ion binding
Source: RefSeq, a predicted model, not a curated record